This is a messenger RNA of Chaetomium strumarium, 339 nucleotides long. RefSeq lists its product as uncharacterized. The coding region runs from base 1 to 339 and encodes 112 amino acids. The record is from RefSeq and is a predicted model, not a curated record. The transcript is spliced from 3 exons. NCBI's taxonomy places the organism in Eukaryota, Fungi, Ascomycota, Sordariomycetes, Sordariales, Chaetomiaceae.
AUGCGGUACAGGACUGGUGGGAAACGGUCAGCUGGCUCCGAGGCAAGAUCAAUCCCGCCGGGCUCACCCUACGAUGCCCAAGGCGAAGUGAUAAUGGAGGCGUAUAUGGAUCUCUUGCAGCCUCUCAAACAGCUGGCCAACGAUGGCCUUGCUAAGUUCUACGCCAACCUCGCCUACUCAUGGCUUGUUUACUGGGAUUUGGAGGAGAAGAUGGCCCUGAAAGAACGCGCCGAAGGUUAUGUCAUGGGCGACCGUUACGAAAGCCUCAGAGCAGACGAUACAGAGGAGCCGGAGCUCGGAAAUUGGGACAAUAUGUUCUACCGUGGCUUCUUCGCCUAA